AUGGAUACAGUUACUAUGUUAGAAGAAGCAAUUCACUAUGUCAAAUUUCUUAAGACUCAAAUAUGGCUGCAUCAAACCGUGAUUAAUAUUGUAGAUGAUUAUGAUAAUCCAAAUUAUCAUGAUCAGUUGCUAAUGGCUCAUGACUCUAAUUUUGCUAAUUAUUAUCCUCAUGAAAUGGUGGAAUAUUGCCCAGCUCCUGUUGAGAAUGCACAAAUAAAUUAUAACUUGGACCAGCUGCAGCUUCCAGGUUAUGCAUUUUCAGAUGGGGAUCAAUUCCAAGGAGAAGAAACUAAUAUUACUGGUGAUUCUUUUAUGUACUAUUAG
Molecule: messenger RNA, 324 nt
Organism: Nicotiana tabacum (common tobacco)
Lineage: Eukaryota; Viridiplantae; Streptophyta; Magnoliopsida; Solanales; Solanaceae
Biological process (GO): regulation of DNA-templated transcription
Molecular function (GO): protein dimerization activity; DNA-binding transcription factor activity
Source: RefSeq, a predicted model, not a curated record